GGGAUGAUUGGGAUAUUGUACUUUCUUUGUUAUACUUCAGUUUGAAUUUAGUUUUCAUUCUGGGAGCACGUGUCGUGUAAUCAAGGAAAAUUACAUGCUUUGAUUGAAAAUUUUACAUGUUUGAAAGUAAAGGAUUCAAUUUUAAUUCUACAUCAUGGAAACACCUGCAGGAUCUGACGAUAACCAGCCACAAGUUACCCGUACUACAAAAUUGCCGAGUCCAUCAAGAGAUUUUAAGUAUCGAAAAGCUUCUGAAUCGCCAACUGAAAUUUCUUUAUCUGAAGAGGCUGCAUUCUCCUUCCUGGUAGAAUAUGAUCUCACAAAGAGUCAAUAUCAGGGAUUGAGAUCACUGAGCAAGGAUAUUAAUUCUAAACUAUAUCCUCCCUACAGAAAACUCCUACAAGCAAAAAAUUGUUGCUAUCCACCCCAUAUGGCCAUUACUGUCACGGAGAGUAGUGUAGCAGUCCAAUUACAGGCUUUAUUGGAUCAUACAGUAGAGCGUAUUUCACUUCUUCAGAGUAGCCUUAUCCGAAGUUUGCCUCAAGAAAAUGUCAGUAAUAUGGUCCUUGUUUGCAAGUGGGGUUGCGACCAAAGCUCCGGAGAAAGUGAAUAUCAAACACUCACCGUUGGCAUUAAAUCAGAUGUGAAUGUGUUCUCUAUUUCAGUUGUGCCAUUGUAACUUACGUCUAUAGGUCAGGAAACAAAGGCCCAAACUGUGGUGUGGAAGAACCCGAGACCUUCUUCUCAUAGAUUCUGUAGACCACUGAGACUACAGUUUUUGCAUGAAGACAGCGAGUCAAUGGUCAACGUAGUACAAGAUAUCAAGGAACAGAUCAGGUCACUUGUUUCCUUUGAAACUGUAAUAGAUGGGAAGGAAAUCUUAAUUGUGUAUGACAUGGUUUUCACAUUAGUCGAUGAUGAAGUGUGCAAUGCAAUGAUAUCUAUGAAAUCCUCACAAAAUUGCUAUUUGUGUGGAGCUACUAGCAAAGAUUUUAAUGAUAUUGAUGAUAUUUUACAAAGGAAAGUUGAUUUAUCCAAUUCGAAAUUUGGAUUGUCGACAUCGCACUUGUGGAUACGGUUCUUUGAAUGCUGUUUACAUUUGUCCUAUAAACUUGGUAUCAAAGAAUGGCAAGCAUGUAGUGCAGAAGACAAAAAAAUCACGGAAGACCGCCAAAGGAUCAUUCAGAAAGGAUUUACUUCAAAAUUGGGGCUAACCGUCGACCGUGCAAGGCCUGGAUAUGGAAAUAUCAACAAUCAAAAUACAGCUCGCUGUUUUUUUGAAAACUCGACACUGUCUGCUUCGAUAACGGGAUUGGAUGAAUGGUUAAUCAAGCGGUUUAACGUAAUUCUGCAGGUUAUUUCAAGUGGAUAUAAUAUAAAUUAUGAUAAAUUUCAAGAAUACGCUGUGGAAACUGCAAGAAAAUUCGUCGAAUUAUAUCCGUGGUAUCAUAUGCCUACUUCGGUUCACAAAUUAUUGAUUCACGGUCCACACAUGAUAGCUCAUGCAUUAUUACCAAUUGGCCAACUAUCCAAAGAUGUUCUAACAGCUGGAAACAAAGACAUCAAAAAAUAUCGCGAAAAUUUCUUAUAUGUAUAAGUCUUCAAGAGCCAAAACAAUGAUGAAUGUCUUCAAUCGACUUAUGGUAGCUUCGGAUCCGUACAUUACCGGUAUAAGUAAAUUACCGCACAAAAAUC
Athalia rosae (coleseed sawfly) is the source of this 1695-nucleotide messenger RNA. RefSeq lists its product as uncharacterized. NCBI's taxonomy places the organism in Eukaryota, Metazoa, Arthropoda, Insecta, Hymenoptera, Athaliidae. The coding region runs from base 155 to 679 and encodes 174 amino acids. The record is from RefSeq and is a predicted model, not a curated record. The transcript has 2 exons.